AUGGGUAGUAUUGCAGAGCACCUUAGGAUUGCUGCAUACUUGGCUGGAGGUCAGCAACCUGGCUCCACCGACAAUCGUGAUGCCGUGAGUGCUAUUGAAGCCCGCUUGGAACGAGCAAAAUUACCAGAAGAAACCACAGGCAUAUCACCAACCGACCUCAAGGCCCGCUUUGCUUUAGCCUGUCUUCAAUGCCUAAAGCGCGUAAACGACGCUUUAUUAUCCACUUCAACCGAUGGCUCUGACCUCGGAGCCAGAGAUCAAAAGCUCCUGGAUACACUUCUGCAGAUCACAAUUUAUUUGGGAAUAUAUCCGUCACUGGAACCUAAUGUAGGACUUCCUCUCUCACGACGCACACGUUUCCCUUUGUUGGAUAUUGAAGGUGGAACAGAAUCUGGUGUCAACCCACAAUUCCUAUUUUAUGUCACCCGAGAAUUGGCGUCGAUAACUUGCCAUGAUCGCACCUUCCUAGCGACAACAAUUGUGAACAGGUACCUUGCCGACUUGUAUGCCGCGCAAUUACAGUUGGCCUUUUCGCCCGAGAUACCGGCUAUGUCCAUGAUGUUUAGCGGCGAUCAAGAGAGUCUGAAAUCUGUAAAUAUGCGGGAUUACUCCCGUCAGAUGUUGGAUGAGCUAUUUGCAAGAGUCUCGUCGUUGUCGUCAUUGGAAGCCUUCUUAUCGCUUCUUCGGGCCAAACCACCACCUUGGUUCCGCGCACAAUGCACCCGGCUUCUAUCACAAGUCGUCCUUAGACCAACUGGUGUUCAGACGGUCUUUGAAUGCUUCCUACCAUCCACUCCAGUUGCUGGCGUCCUCGAUACUGCACAACUGCAGCAUGUCGCCCAGCUCAUUUCAUCAGUGCCCAAGCAAGUAGCGUCCGUCGAGGAAUACUAUUCAAUCAUCUCCCCACAACUUCUGGACCUUGUUGAAAAAGUAGAGUCAACAAGACCCAUAUUUCGCGCGGCUAUAUACGUCACAGUUCAGAUGAUAAACAAACACCCACAUUUCGGGAAGCAAUAUCUGCUUAACCCGCUUAUUGCGCCCUUACUACAAUUCUAUCGGUCAGAUGUGUCGGAUAGGAAGGAAACCCGUAGCGAACAAAACGUAGAUCUUCAUGGCAGAGUCAUUCUUGCUGAUGAAGAGUCCGUUCAAUGCGCAAUAGAUCACAUUCGACAACUGCUCGUUGGAAAUGAGAUCAGUCACACGCUCAUGAACGCCUUGAUACCCGUCAUAGCACCACUCUACUACAUUCACGACUUUGCGACUCAAAGCGGAUCGAACGUGAAAGUUGCUGUCCAUACGAUUCUGCUCACAUUUUUCCGAACAGCACAUACCGAUGACGCAUCGUCUGCACUUUGGCGAACUUUAAUGGAUGUUCCGCGCCAGGCAACCGCUGCUAUUGCUGCUGGAGAUGCGGGAGGUGUCAUGUUGGUAGCAAAUGAAGAGGGCAGAGUAACUGUCGAUGUGGACCGAUUGCAAGAGCUCCUGGAUGAAAUAAACAAUGAGGAGCUGAUCGCCGAAUUCUUUCUGAAACUACUGGAAGUCCGCGGAACACAGACUUCAGAUGAUCCUGACGACGAGUUUAAUAAAAUCUUCGCCACCGAACUUAUCCUGGGUAUCAUGAGUCGCUUUGGUGAAGCUAUAUUGAAGAAACCACGGCAAAUCAUCAUUUUUGCAAAGAACGCACUAUUGAGCGGCGAAGAGGAAGUCGUAUCAAUGGGACUUGGCCUUUUAAGUGCUGUCUUAGGGAACGAGGAGACUGCCUUGGACCCAGAAACUCGUCCAGUGUUGGAUGAGAUCCUGAUCAUAUUACAAGCGCACAGUUCCCACGACGCCGUCGAAAUAAGAGAGAUGGCUAAAGAAGUGCGAAUCCAAUUAAUCACACGAACGUCUGCUUUUGGUUCUUUCGACACGGAGGAACCAAAGAACAACUCUGCCAGUAUUCUCCAAGACGCCCUGAAAGAACUUCAGGAUGAUCUCAUUCCUGUUCGAGCGCAUGGAAUGCAUCAGCUUCGCAGCCUUAUCUUGGCGCAUGAUCCGAUUGUAGAGGAACAAAUCAGUACCAUCACGUCCUUGUUUCUUGAUCAGAUUGCGGAUGAGGAUAGCUUUAUAUACCUCAACGCUGUCAAAGGCCUGUCGGCGCUCACCGAUGUGUAUCCUCGCGCGACUCUCGCAAGUAUCGCAGCUCGCUAUCACCUAUCUACUCUGAACCUCGACUACCGACUACGAAUAGGUGAGGCGCUAUUGCAGACAAUUCAACGAUGCGGUGAAGUGUUUGGAAAGUAUUCUCCAGAAAUCCUUCCACCCAUUCUUAGAGUCAUGCACGACCCAGCAAAAGAACUUCGGGCCAGCGCACUCUCUCUUUUAGCAUGUGUUGCGGAGACAGCUCCGUUGGCUCUGCUACCUGUGCUAUAUCAGGUGAUGGACUAUGUGCGGAACCUGCUGGUUUUCGAGAAAGACGUGGAACCGAGAAGAGGUGCCAUUGUAACCCUCCUGUCACUCAUCCGGGGGCUGGGCGAGAACAUUUUAGCCACGUUACCGCCCGACCUAGUGAAGGAGAUUAGCAAACAGCUCAGGAUCACAGAGUCGACUGACGCAGACGAGCUAACAAGAGUUCAUGCUCGGACUGCGCUGAAUGAUAUAAGAGAGAUUGUUAGGGGUGUGACUGGGUGAUUCGCUUCGGGUAGCAUCCUGAUUAUGGAUGACUGACGUUUAAUCGCAUUCCGACGUUAUGUGCUCGUCAACAUCAUGUAAUUGAAUUCUUCACAACCUACACAUUUGGAGCCUUAACCAAUCGGUCAUUUUCUCAAACUAUGGUACAGUAGAAACAAGCAUAUCUAUAACUGA
Spizellomyces punctatus DAOM BR117 is the source of this 2844-nucleotide messenger RNA. RefSeq lists its product as uncharacterized. The record is from RefSeq and is a predicted model, not a curated record. The coding region runs from base 1 to 2670 and encodes 889 amino acids. The transcript is spliced from 15 exons. Gene Ontology annotation, biological process: protein secretion. NCBI's taxonomy places the organism in Eukaryota, Fungi, Chytridiomycota, Chytridiomycetes, Spizellomycetales, Spizellomycetaceae.